This is a messenger RNA of Labrus bergylta (ballan wrasse), 1473 nucleotides long. Its product is annotated as alpha-crystallin B chain. Gene Ontology annotation, biological process: negative regulation of apoptotic process; protein refolding; response to heat. The record is from RefSeq and is a predicted model, not a curated record. Gene Ontology annotation, cellular component: nucleus; cytoplasm. NCBI's taxonomy places the organism in Eukaryota, Metazoa, Chordata, Actinopteri, Labriformes, Labridae.
UGGAGGGGGAGGGGGAUGCAGAGGAUGGGAACACUGACAAAGCCCAGAUGAGAUUUGAGGGAAAGGCCUAUAAAUGUGCAGCUGGAGAGCAUAGCAGCACCCAACUGAGACCAAGACAAACCAAGAUACCACCUAUCAUUGUUUUUUUCACAUCCUCUCUGGAACCUCAUCAUGGAUAUCCCCAUUAAGUAUCCCUGGUACCGCUGGGCGUUCCCACAUCGCUUCUCUGACCUCUCCUUGGCAGAACCUCUCACUGAUUGGCCAUUAAUCUGGCCCUCACCCUGGUCCUUCCCUUGGAGUCGCCCUUCAUUCUGGCGCUGGUUUAACUGGUCUGAGAAUGGUCACAGUGAGAUGCGCAUUGAAAAGGAUCGCUACGUCAUUUAUCUGGAUGUGCAGCAUUUCUCACCCGACGAGCUGUCUGUCAGUGUCAGUGAUGAGUUCAUCACAGUACACGCCAAGCAUGAAGACAAACAGGAUGACCAUGGCUUUGUAUCGAGAGAGUUUGUGAGGAAGUACAGGCUUCCUGCCGGGGUGUCAGGUACUGAUGUCACCUCCAGUCUGUCUGUCGAUGGUGUGCUGACCAUCACUGCACCAAGGUCAUCUUCUGGCCCAGAGCGCACUAUUCCCAUUUCCUGUGAAGUUGGAACUCCCAAACAGAAAAUGUAGAGCAGAAGCAAAUGCUCACUACUAACAAGUGCUGUCUUUAUACUUAACCUGCAUGGUACAGUUUUUUUGGCAGUAUGACAGAGCAUACAAGUGUAGAUGUCAAUAAGUGCAAGGGCAUUCUAAAAGAACGUCUUACUCACUGUUAGUCUUCAAGACAAUGGUGCUGUAAACCCAAAUGCUAACAUAUUAAACCUAUUAACAGUCAUAUGACAGCUUGGGGGAAAUGUAGUUUUAAGUUAAAAUUUACCAUGCAUUUAAAUUGUAUGUCUGUCCUGGCCUUGCCAUUUUGUGGCAAAAUUGUAAACAUUUGAUGUCUGAACUUAAACUAGCUUGCAGAACCAAUUAAUAUCACAAUGCUGAUAAAGAUCAUUCCCCUCUGAAGAUGGAAACAGGCUGAAAUUGUUUAUCUUAGUUGUAUAUAUAUUACUCAGUAAUGCGUGAAUGGAUAUAAGUAAGGUGCCAGAUGUCUUUGCGAAUAGUUUUUGUAUGUGUUAGGGGGAUGGAGUCUCUUGAAGCAAAAAUAGACUUAUUUUGUUUGUUCACUUGCCAGAAUGCCAGAAAAGGACUUGAGAUGGGUCACUGAAAGGGAAAUAGAUGGGGAAUAUUGGGAAGGAACUUCUGGGCCCCUAAUGCUGAAGGGGUAUUGACUUCGAGCUGCUAGGAAAGUGUGUCAGUGUGGGAGUGAAUGCACAUGUGCUUUUAGAUGCAACAAUUACAGCUUUAUCAUUCCUUCAUUAGUAACAGCCCUUUGGCAGAUUAACACAUAAAACAACAAAUACAAUAAAUGUUGAAUCUUGAAAUCAUUAA